GGGGGGGGAAUAAUCUUGAAUAUUGAAGAAUCAAGGUUGGAAUAGAGGGGCUUACACUGUGAUGUCAUAGAGAUGUGUGGGUGGCCUGGAGUGACCAUGGGGCAUUUCUGCUCACUCCAGCUUCUGCAUGCUUUAACAAGUCUUGUAAAGGUUAGCCUGACUUUCUCUCAGUUUAUGACAGGUGAGCACAGUUGCCAUAUGUAAAAGGGAGAAGAAGCUUGAUCCACCAGUUGGGCAAUUAAAAAAGCAAAGCUUAGGAACCAACAAAGCAGAUAAAUAGUAAGUUGAUUAGAAAUAACUAUACAAUAAAGUCAAAGUUGUGUGUCUUCAAGUCAUUUUUUACUUAUGGCGACCCUAUCACAGGGUUUUAUGGGACUGAGAGUGUGUGAUUCCCCCACAAUCAUCCAGUGGGUUUCCAUGGCUGAGUGGGAAAUUGAGCCCUGAUCUCCAGAGUCAUAGUCCAGUGCUUAAACCAGUACAGCACACACAUAGGCCUAAAAUGCUUGUAACAAUAAAACCUGAACAGCCAAAUUUAAUAACGCAAUAUUAAAACAUACAAAAUGUUAAAAGCUUGAAAGGGACACCAACAAUGAUAACAGUUAACCAGUUAACUUAGGGUCAAAACAUGUCUGGCUUUGUAAAUAAUAAUGUGGAGGAAGAGAGGAUUAUCUUUUAGAGAUUAGUAUUGUUAACGAAAAAAGUAUAUCAUCAUUGGUAUUCCUUUUAAACUUUUAACAUUUUGUAAGUUUUCAUUACUUUUCUAUUAAAAUUCUUUGUUCAGGUGUUACUGUUAAAUCAUAUGUUAAGCUUUGUCAGUUCUAAGUGUCUUCCUGGAUGCCUCCAACUGCCUCUUCAGAAUGUCCUCUCAAACUGGAUCCCAGCGGCUGUACAUACGAUACCAAACCUUCCCAACAUGCUGGACUACAACUACCCUCAGCUGCAGCCAAUAUGGUUGACAGACCUCAGUCAUACACAUCUGGAGGGUCCUAGGCAGAUGAGGCAGAAGCAGGCAUAGCUCGGUAGAAUAUCCUUCGAAUGCAGAAGAUUCUAGUUUCAACCCAGCCUUUUCUGUCAAAGGCUGCUGCCACACUGCAGAAUUCAUACACUGCUUUGACUGCCAUGGCUCCAUCCCAUGGAAUCCUGGGAUUUGUACUGCAUUGUGGCACCAGAGCUCUUUGCCAGAGAAGCUGAACAUUCCACAAAAGUUCAAAUCACAGAAUUCCAUAGCACUGAAGUUUACUACACACAGCUUUUGAACAGCAAUUAGAACCAAAAAAGUAGCUUUGGCAAUACGUAUGGCAUGCUGCCACUACCUCCAAUCUGUAGCUGCUGCAUUCCCCAAGCACAGUUAGGGCAUCCCUUUUCAGAUGGGAAACCCAUCAAUGAGGGUCCAGGUGCGUAAUGUAUUGCCGGGACAGUUGCAAUAUUGGCAGUUGCGUGGUGUCAGUGUCUCCUCUCCCCCAUACCCCCUCACUAAUUCCAAAUGGCCUAAUUGCCACUUUUUAAAAAACAUAUUGCGGUAGCAGAGCUCCACAAUUGUCUGUGGGGGGGGAUUAAAAAACAGAACAAAAGGCAUGCUGGGUAGGACAUAGGACAAGGAGGUGAGGUUAAGAGGGAGUCAGAAAGAGGACACUAUGGCAGCAACUGCUCCAGUUGCGUGAUUGUGAAGACAUGCAAUAAUGGCUGCUCUGAACCUGUUCUGUUUCCAUUUUCUUAAAAACUGAUGCAAUUACUGCAAGAACAGGGCUUCUGUGGUAAUGUCCACUCAGCUAUGGCAGUUUAAAUGGUGUCUAACCGCAUUGAUUCUGCAGUGUAGAUGCAAUAAAAAGCACAGCGCUGAGUAAGAAAGAAAUCACUUCUGCAGGAUACAUGAGCAAUUGGCAGUCAUGGCAGAGAAAAUGGACCUUAAGUUUAACCAACAGCUUAUAUAUCUUGUCUUAUUGUCCAAAGGUCUGUGUGUCUAUCUCCCAGUUUGAAAAACUAACUUUUGGGGACCACUACUUCCAGGAUGCCAGCUGGGGGAUAUGAGGAGUUUGAGUUGCAAGAAGUGAUUUACUCAAGUUGUGGUCUGUGCCAUGGUUAUGGCCCUAACCCUACCUGCUUUAAUUGCUGUGGUUUCCAGUGGGGAAAAAUAUGGAACACAGUCUCUUUGGAAUAGAUGGAGCAUCAACACAAUUGCAGAAUGAAGAGAUUCCAGUCUUUUACUGAUCCAGGUUAAAACCAGUUGAAAAUCACUUAUGCACUAUACUAUGUAACUGCCAUCCUCCAUCAUUCCACUCCACUCAGAACGUGUUGGACUUCAAAUCCUAUUACUUACUGCCACUAUGAGCCCAUUCGUUUGGGAUGAUGGGAGUUUCAGUCCAACACAUCUGGAGUAAGUUUGCAGGUCCAAGGGAGGCUAUUUGGUGAGGUGAAGCAAUGAACUGUUUUCACAGCAGUAGCAACUGUAGUGGAAACAGUUGGACUUAUCAGGUUUGGAUAAUGUUAAAAUUACCCAGCUUUCGUCCUCCAUACCUACCCUGCAGUGCAGCCUGCAUCAAGGAACCCUUUGUCAUUUUUUCACCCGUGCAAAGGAAUAUGGAACAGGGGUUCAUGAAUCCCUGAAAUGGGAGAAAGGUGAGAUAUAAGUAAAUAAAAUAAUAACAAUGACCAUUAAUUGAUGGGGUAUGGGGAAAAGAAUGCCUAUGUUGUGGCUGGGGAAUUCUGAGAAUUGUAGUUCAACAAAGCAAUGCUUCCAAGCUCAGGAUGUCUGUAAAGCAUUGUUAAAGCUAACCUGCAAGAAAAACUCACUUUCAUUUGAAGAUGAAAUUCCUGGCAAAUUCUUCAAAAAUGAAAGUAAAAUAAAAGUAUUUUGUAUUUGUAUUCAUAACAGGGUUGGGGAAAUCUGUGGUUCUGCAGAUAUCUCUGAAAUGCACCUCAUCUCACCCCUCACCACUGGCGAGACUGGGGCUGAUGGAAAGUGGAAUCCAGUAACAGUUGGAGGAGGGAAAGAGCACAGAUUCUUCACGUCUGCACCUGCAGAAAGUGUGGGGGAUGCUAGCGAAACAGCGGACUCUUCGCCCAGUCGGCCGCUUUGGUUUGAUUAUCCUGACUCGGACAAAAAGAAGAUCCUGGCCAUUUACCAGUACAUUGGAGAACAACCGGAUUUUGUUGCCCCAAGUAACUUUCCCCGCCUGCUGCGCUAUAUCCUAAUAGGAUCUGUCAUCCUCAUCUUGCUUUUCUUCCUCUAUCAGAUCAUCUCAAAACUGCUCGCAAAGAGGUCAAUCAGUUAAAGGCUAAAGUAUGGGGAAGUCAAAUGUCGCUCCAGCCAACCACUUUCUGCUUCUUCCCAAUAUCAUUUUACUUUAAUAAAAGACUCUCAG
This is a messenger RNA of Sceloporus undulatus (fence lizard), 3362 nucleotides long. RefSeq names its product chromosome 6 C16orf92 homolog (gene FIMP1). NCBI's taxonomy places the organism in Eukaryota, Metazoa, Chordata, Lepidosauria, Squamata, Phrynosomatidae. The coding region runs from base 2667 to 3272 and encodes 201 amino acids. Gene Ontology annotation, biological process: fusion of sperm to egg plasma membrane involved in single fertilization. The record is from RefSeq and is a predicted model, not a curated record. The transcript is spliced from 4 exons.